AUCUUUAUCUCUCUCUGUCCCUUACCCUCUCCUGAGUCUAUCAGACCGUUGCAAGAUCAAAUUUUUAAUUACAAAAGGUGAAGAGAGAACCCCAAUAAGAAACUACAAAAGCUAUUCAGUCAAUCGAUGCUCUGCCGAACCUCAAGUUCAUCAGCAAUGGCAGAGACCAACGGCUCUUUGCCGCAAACCCAUCAACCGAAUCCCGUGCUUCAGUCUCUCUUCCACGCCCUCGACCCCAUAUCUCUCAUCCGCUCUCAGAAUUCAAACUCCAAUCAACCCGUUCCGCUCAGACUCAUUACGGAGAGCUUUAUCAUGGAGAGAGGCCCCAGAUACCGUGCUUACGCUGAGCUGCGAGAAGCAAAGCUAAGAAUGAAGGAAAUAAAGCAACAUGAACCGGAACCGUACGAGCCAAAGCUAACCCCUCCAAAGAAACAGGUAAAGUUUCAAGGGAGUUCUGUCUCUAGGCCCCAAAGGUCCUCCCUUCUUGCGCAGUCGGUGCCCGAUUUCGCAGCAGCAUUGCGAAAAGAGAACCGGAAGCCGGUGAUGACCCUUCCAUCAGUGCAAGAGAUGACACCGCCAUCAAAGAACUGGUCCAAAGCUAAUGGGGUUCUGUCCAAUUCAAGAGGGAGCAAGUCGGCAAGUGCAGGGGAGAAGAGGGGUGGUGGUGCUGGGGGAUUGAUGGCAAGGAAGAGCUAUGCUAGUGUUGAGGAAUUGAAAGGGCUGUCCUCGACCGCGGCGAAUGCAAUUAAUGGAGAAAACCGGGGUGGAAGGAGCAGAAGAGGGAUGGGGAAGACUGUUCUGGGGUACAGACAGUUUUGAACGUCCCGGUCGUGGCGGACCUGGCGGUAUUUUUUCAUAUAGGAUUUACAAUUCAUUCGUUCUUCUUUUCUUAUUUGGAAUUGGGUUUGUUUCACGAGUUUUUUAGAGUAAUCUUUCACGGCGUUCUCCAGAUGUUGAAGAUGAAGUUGUUUCUUUUAGCUAUGGAUGUGAAUGUCAGAUAUGAUUGUAACAUACUGAUGGAGAUCCCGUGGAUCUCUCUCUCUUCUUCCGUAAUGGGAUUUUAAAGACUUGAGGA
Molecule: messenger RNA, 1075 nt
Organism: Juglans microcarpa x Juglans regia
Lineage: Eukaryota; Viridiplantae; Streptophyta; Magnoliopsida; Fagales; Juglandaceae
Exons: 1
Coding region: 127-819 (230 amino acids)
Source: RefSeq, a predicted model, not a curated record